This is a messenger RNA of Oikopleura dioica, 525 nucleotides long. NCBI's taxonomy places the organism in Eukaryota, Metazoa, Chordata, Appendicularia, Copelata, Oikopleuridae. The record is from the annotation of a GenBank genome assembly.
AUGUUUCUUUUUGUCAAAACCGUUACUGGCAAAACACACCGUUUGAAUGUAAACAAUUCUGACACGAUUGAAAAUGUCAAAGCAAAAUUUCAAGACAAAGAAGGAGUCCCUCCAGAUCAACAGAGGCUCAUUUUUGCAGGCAUGCAGCUUGAAGAUGGGAAAACUCUGGCGUUUUAUAAUAUUAAGGAUUGGACAACGAUACAUUGUGUUCUACGACUAAUCGGAGGAGUAACGGCCUUCAAAAGGCAUUCUCCAUUUUAUCGAGAAUUACGUGCAACUGAAGGUUUGACCGAGGAAACUGAACAAUUACUUCAAGUUUUGGCAUGGAAUAUAUCAACGAUUGAUGUGAAGACUAUACGCAGCAUUUUCCCCGGAAUAAUUAGAAGAGUCAUCAAUCUUGAAAAUCUCCAGAGUUUAGCAGACUCAUUCGAUGAUUUGUUUAUGCUCAGAGUAAAAAUUGCUGGACGCUUUAGCAGAAGAUUCGUUGACGCCAUUAUAUCAAAGUACUUUUUAAUUGUCUUAUAG